UGAUUUCCUCCGCACGGCGGCGGCGGCGGCGGCGCCUCGUGCGCGGUAUUUAUUUAUUUCCGGGCCCCGGCGCGCUUAUAAUGGAGCCGCUGUCCGCGGAGCCCUCCGCCGCCGCCGCCGCCGUCCCUCCUCUUUUUUUUCCCGGCAGAUCUUUGUUGUGUGGGAGGCCGGCGGGGAUGCGCUCGGGCUCGCGGCGCUGCUGCUAGAGCCGCCGCCCGCACCGCCGCCCGGACCGGACCGGACCCGACCCGGACCCGACCCCGACCGCGACCCGGACCCGGACCCCGACCCGACCCCGACCCGACCCGCCACAGCCCGCGCCGCGGCACAUGAGCGUGGGGGCGGCCCACGGCGGGGACUAUGGUGAAAUUCCCGGCGCUCACGCACUACUGGCCCCUCAUCCGCUUCCUGGUGCCCCUGGGCAUCACCAACAUCGCCAUCGACUUCGGGGAGCAGGCCUUGAACCGGGGCAUCGCUGCUGUCAAGGAGGAUGCAGUGGAGAUGCUGGCCAGCUACGGGCUGGCGUACUCGCUGAUGAAGUUCUUCACGGGUCCCAUGAGCGACUUUAAGAACGUGGGCCUGGUGUUUGUGAACAGCAAGCGGGACAGGACCAAGGCCGUCCUGUGCAUGGUGGUGGCCGGCGCCGUCGCUGCCGUCUUCCACACCCUCAUCGCUUAUAGUGACUUAGGCUACUACAUUAUCAAUAAACUGCACCAUGUGGAUGAGUCGGUGGGGAGCAAAACGAGAAGGGCCUUCCUGUAUCUUGCUGCCUUCCCUUUUAUGGAUGCAAUGGCAUGGACCCAUGCUGGCAUUCUCCUAAAACACAAAUACAGCUUCCUGGUGGGAUGUGCCUCGAUCUCCGAUGUCAUAGCUCAGGUCGUGUUUGUAGCCAUCUUACUGCACAGUCACCUGGAAUGCAGAGAACCGCUGCUCAUCCCGAUCCUCUCCCUGUACAUGGGUGCCCUCGUGCGCUGUACCACCCUGUGCCUGGGCUACUACAAGAACAUCCAUGACAUCAUCCCCGACAGGAGCGGCCCGGAGCUGGGGGGAGAUGCGACCAUACGGAAGAUGCUGAGCUUCUGGUGGCCUUUGGCUCUCAUCUUGGCUACACAGAGAAUCAGUAGGCCUAUCGUCAACCUCUUCGUUUCCCGGGAUCUUGGUGGCAGCUCCGCAGCCACGGAGGCGGUGGCAAUUUUGACGGCCACGUACCCUGUGGGCCACAUGCCGUACGGCUGGUUGACGGAGAUCCGUGCUGUCUACCCUGCUUUUGACAAGAACAACCCCAGCAAUAAGCUGGUGAGCGCGAGCAGCACGGUGACCGCCGCCCACAUCAAGAAGUUCACGUUUGUGUGCAUGGCCUUGUCGCUCACGCUCUGCUUCGUGAUGUUCUGGACUCCCGACGUUUCCGAGAAAAUCCUAAUAGACAUCAUUGGAGUGGACUUCGCAUUUGCAGAACUGUGUGUGGUUCCCCUGCGCAUCUUCUCCUUCUUCCCGGUUCCAGUCACCGUGAGGGCCCAUCUCACCGGGUGGCUGAUGACCCUGAAGAAGACCUUCGUCCUGGCCCCCAGCUCCGUGCUGCGGAUCAUCGUCCUCAUCACCAGCCUCGUGGUCCUGCCCUACCUGGGCGUGCACGGGGCCACCCUGGGCGUGGGCUCCCUCCUGGCGGGCUUUGUGGGAGAGUCCACCAUGGUUGCCAUAGCCGCGUGCUACGUCUAUCGGAAACAGAAAAAGAAGCUGGAGAGCGAGCCGGCGGCGGAGGGCGAGGACUCGGCCAUGACGGACAUCCCGCCGGCGGAGGAGGGCGCGGACGUGGUGGAAAUGCGGGGGGACAACGACUGAGCGCGGGGCCCGCGGGCGGCGGGGGCAGCGCGGCCACGUGACC
Canis lupus familiaris (dog) is the source of this 1882-nucleotide messenger RNA. It is a transcript of the gene ANKH, whose product is annotated as ANKH inorganic pyrophosphate transport regulator. Lineage: Eukaryota; Metazoa; Chordata; Mammalia; Carnivora; Canidae. Gene Ontology annotation, biological process: phosphate ion transmembrane transport. The transcript is spliced from 12 exons. Gene Ontology annotation, cellular component: membrane. The record is from RefSeq and is a predicted model, not a curated record. Gene Ontology annotation, molecular function: phosphate transmembrane transporter activity. Bases 361 to 1839 code for a protein of 492 amino acids.